Molecule: messenger RNA, 441 nt
Organism: Rhizoctonia solani
Lineage: Eukaryota; Fungi; Basidiomycota; Agaricomycetes; Cantharellales; Ceratobasidiaceae
Exons: 2
Coding region: 1-441 (146 amino acids)
Source: RefSeq, a predicted model, not a curated record
AUGCCUACAUGGGCAGCCUGCCGCCACGGUGUCGAGUGCAAUCGGCAGGUGGGGGACGCCCCAACCGCGUUAGCGGGCUCGGACGUGAGACGAGCCCCCCGAGACGUGAGUGCGACUCGCGGGCCGGGUGGGCCACCUGCGCUCGGUAAACGUGGUGAAAUGGAUGGGGGUGGGCGGGAAGAAAAGACGAUGAACGCAUUGCCAGAUUCGUCCGUCCGCCGGACGUGGUCGAUGUUCGCAGUCGCUCUUCUGCCUGCACUUCAUCCAGUGACCAAGAAACCCGCGUUUGCUUGUCCAGUUCCGCAUCACACUGGCCCUGUAUUAGUCAUAAAAAAGGACAACUCCCUUAUUAAGAAAGGCGAUUCUAUUGUCCAUUCGUCCAAUACUAUACAAUACACAUUCAAAGCGGCUCAGAUUAAAAUUUUCCGUAUCGCCGUUUGA